CGACUUUGCACCAUCAACCAUGGCCAAGCCUGCAUCAGAACUAGCACCAGCAGCAUCACCAGCACCGGCAAUCGCGGAGAUGGACGACGCUGCGCCGCCCGCGCCGUACCGUCCCAACCCGAAGGUGGCGGUGGUUGUCGCUGGGGCUGCGCUCGCAGUCACAGUCGGCCUGACGAUCCUGGUGAUCCCAUAUGUGCGGCAGGCGGCGAAAAUCCAGGCGGCCGAGGCGGCCGAGCACGCACUGAAAGCGUCGGCGCGAGCGACGCGCGCCGAAGCGGGCGAGGUCGAGGCGCCGCUCACGUUCCGCGAGAAGCUGGACGCGCUGAAAAACGCCAAGACCGAGGAAAUGGAAGACGAGGGCAGCGAAGCCGAGCCCGCCGAGCCCGUCGAGCCCGUCUCGCCGUGGCUGGGCUUCCAGGCGCUCGGGAUCGCGACGGCUAUCGUGGGCGCGUCUGCCGGCUUGGGGGUGUGGGGCGCGGCCAAGCUUCUAGGCGUGAACAGCAUGGAGGAGUUCGCGGCGCGCAUGCGCGGAUCGCUCGAGGAGACGUAUCCCGAGCUCAUCCAGCAGGUGCGGCGGGAGGGGGACGAAGCGCCGGUCGACGCGCCCGACCUGCUUACGCGGCACGGUGAGUUCAACGAGCCCAAGUUCGACGACUGGAUCCGGGGGAUCGAGGCCGAGGAAGCGGCGGCGGCAGCGGCGGACAAAGCUAGCAAGGCCGGUGCGGAUGCCUCAAGUGCGGCGAACUACGGCGCAGUCCCGGUACAGGACAGUCGCGUGCUUGCCGAGCUGGCGGCGCAGCGUGCGCGAGCGCGGCAAGAGACGAGCGACGUGCGUCUAGUCUAGAUCCGCCCCGGGUCAUGUGCAUACCACACCCCACUGCAUUCCGCUGCACCAAGCCCGAAAUUCGAUAAUCUCGGGAGAUGGAGACGCCAUUCCCAUCACCGUAGGCCCUCGCCGCUCACAGCUCGCCGCUCGCCGCCGCCGUCGCUGACGGCGGUGGCGAAUCAUUGCAGACAUGGAAUGGCAUAGCGUGGUAUGGUGCAU
Cutaneotrichosporon oleaginosum is the source of this 1045-nucleotide messenger RNA. RefSeq lists its product as uncharacterized. Lineage: Eukaryota; Fungi; Basidiomycota; Tremellomycetes; Trichosporonales; Trichosporonaceae. The record is from RefSeq and is a predicted model, not a curated record.